AUGUCCGAAAGAGGUCAUUUUCGUGGUGGUGCUCGAGGAGCCGGCGGAGGUCGCGGUGGCCGGGGUGGCGGAGGGGGACGAGGAGGCGGUUCCUCACAACAGACCAAUCAGCCCCAUGAAAAGCCAAAGAAGGAGAACAUCCUCGAUCUGACCAAGUACAUCGACAAAGAGAUCACCGUCAAAUUCAACGGCGGUCGAGAGAUUAUUGGCACCCUCAAGGGCUACGACCAACUCAUGAAUCUCGUGUUGGAUGAUGUCAAGGAAACGAUGAGAGACGACGAAGGCAAUGAGACCACGCGAUCUUUAGGGUUGAUUGUGGCGAGAGGCACCCUUCUCGUUAUGAUUUCACCUCUUGACGGUAGCGAAGAGAUUGAGAACCCUUUUCAACUACCCGCCGAAGACUAG
Molecule: messenger RNA, 405 nt
Organism: Exophiala spinifera
Lineage: Eukaryota; Fungi; Ascomycota; Eurotiomycetes; Chaetothyriales; Herpotrichiellaceae
Exons: 3
Coding region: 1-405 (134 amino acids)
Biological process (GO): mRNA splicing, via spliceosome; nuclear-transcribed mRNA catabolic process
Cellular component (GO): U6 snRNP; U2-type prespliceosome; U12-type spliceosomal complex
Molecular function (GO): RNA binding
Source: RefSeq, a predicted model, not a curated record